AUGUCUCUCCGCAUCGUGCCCGUCGACGCACAUGCCGACUCCUUUAGCCAUGUCGCCUCCCGCGAACGGGGCGCCCCCUCUGCACCGGGUGUCCACGACCUGAUGCGCCAUGGUGUCGGCCCCAAGGUCGCGGCCCCCUCUGCCGACCUGUCAUCGAAAGCCGCUGCCACCGGCGCCGCCGCGCCGCAGCUCGACUCCGCCCACCCUCUCGAGGCCCGCCUGAAGCAGUGGGAGGUCACGCGCGAGAACAUGCGCAUGGAGAUGCUGCGGCGGACGUACGGCGUGGCUGAGCCGGUGCGCCGCGGGAUGGAGCUCAAGAUUACGCGCGACGGCGAGUGGCGCCCACUGGCGCUGGGCAGCGCGGGCCCAGGUAGCGCUCUGCUGCCGAGCGUGCACGAGGACAUUCUGCUGGGCCGGGACACGACGGUCGACUGGGAGGACAUUUACACGGGCGAGGAAUCGCGGGCGGUGCCGACAUUCCACGAGGAGAUGGAGCGGAAGCUACGGAUGUGA
This is a messenger RNA of Sporothrix brasiliensis 5110, 513 nucleotides long. Its product is annotated as proteasome maturation protein. Gene Ontology annotation, biological process: proteasome assembly. The coding region runs from base 1 to 513 and encodes 170 amino acids. Lineage: Eukaryota; Fungi; Ascomycota; Sordariomycetes; Ophiostomatales; Ophiostomataceae. The transcript is spliced from 2 exons. The record is from RefSeq and is a predicted model, not a curated record. Gene Ontology annotation, cellular component: nucleus; cytoplasm.